Molecule: messenger RNA, 1544 nt
Organism: Paramacrobiotus metropolitanus
Lineage: Eukaryota; Metazoa; Tardigrada; Eutardigrada; Parachela; Macrobiotidae
Product: somatostatin receptor type 5-like
Exons: 4
Coding region: 131-1447 (438 amino acids)
Biological process (GO): G protein-coupled receptor signaling pathway
Cellular component (GO): membrane
Molecular function (GO): G protein-coupled receptor activity
Source: RefSeq, a predicted model, not a curated record
CAACGAGAACUACACUAAAUAUCCCAAAUUUCGGAAACGUUUGUUAUUCAGAAAUAAAUUUGCAUGCUUGACCAGGUCUUAACGUUACGGUUUGUCGGCUGAGAUCAGCGCGAAAUAUUGUUCCAGUUAAAUGGCUGACAGCGUGCGCAUAAUGCUUUUCCAUACAACCAACGCAAGCGAGCUGGAUGCCGUUAAAGAAACAAUGUCGCUAAACAGCACAAUUAACCAAAUGUCCACGGGCAAUGCAGAGUACUGGAAGAACCAUGUUCCCGGCACCGGCAACUGGAGCGAUAGUGCAUCAGCUAGCGCUGACUUAUUCUAUGUCGUUUGCUAUCCAUUUUUGUUGACCUUAUGCACAAUUGGCAAUGGACUGAAUUUGAUCGUUCUACUCAGGGAAAAAAAGAAAACCAAUGCCAACUGUUUCAUGACCGCCAUGGCUGUCGGUGAUCUCGUGUUUAUGUGGUCACGUCUGCUACGAUAUAACCAACUAACCAGCCGUAUUCUACAAAUUUCUUACAACUUCGAGGCGACCCUAGCAGUUUAUCCGUAUAUCUACUACGCGCAAAAGUGGAGCCAGUUCCUGAGCGAUUGGGUUCUGAUUGCAUUUUCCCUGGAACGACUAAUUGCCGUUGUCAGUCCGCUGCGGUUUAUGUGGCUGUUGCGACCGUUCAUCGCGCGGUGUGCGAUUGUCUGCCUUUUCGUCUUGGCUGGCGUUUUCCAAGCUGAGCGCUUUGCAACCGAAUAUUUUCGCUACAACUUCAACAGUUUGUCUCCGCGUAAUUUUCCCAAAUGGUUGCGUCAGUGGAGGGACAUAAUCGACAUUGGGGAAAUCAUUGUAAAUUUCUCGAAUUUCUUCGGUCUGGUAGUAAUUGACGCUUGCCUGAUAGCGGCCAUUAGACGCCAAGAACACUCGGAGAUACGUUCUGCUCAGACCACUAAUUAUUCAACACACCAUCACAAUUUUAACAAAAUUGUGUUGGCGGAUGUUGGACUGUACCUCUUCUACACCUGUCCAAAUAUUGUUUAUUGGUGCUUGAUGUUGGCUGACAACUAUCAGACAUUUAUCUUUUCCCUGUCCGCACAGAUUGCCGCCAACCGCAUAUGCUCUGCGCUGCAGCAAUGUAACUACUCCUUGACCUUUUAUAUUUAUAUGAUCGUCAGCAAGAAGUACAGGAGGGAUUUCGUGCGCGCAUUUGGACCUGUAAGCUGCCCACCUUGGAUAAAGAAGUGCUGCACCAGUUUGCGAGAAUCUAGUUGCUGCACUUGUAAUUGGUCUGCUAAUUCUCCUGAUGCACCACACAAAUUGUUUCCUUGCUGGCGGAAAAUGGCGAAGUCUUCUAGUGCAUCUACGGUUACGACGCAGAUUCGUGGAAGCGAAGAACAUGACAUUCCCCUGGUGUCCGUACCACAAGGACCCUUUGCUGCACAAAAUCCGAGAUAUCUCUGAAGGCCAACGACAACGUGUUAGCAGAAAGCAUGCAUUCGUCUGGAUUUGCUAUUCUUUUCUUCUGUUUUUGCACACAGCGACGUUAUUGUUUGAAAGG